Molecule: messenger RNA, 1419 nt
Organism: Yamadazyma tenuis ATCC 10573
Lineage: Eukaryota; Fungi; Ascomycota; Pichiomycetes; Serinales; Debaryomycetaceae
Source: RefSeq, a predicted model, not a curated record
GGAUUUCAUCUUUUUGUGUUCUAGUUCGAACCCCUUCAAGUUGUUUCGCUCCUAUCUAACACUGCUUUUUUGGUGUACUCACUAUCUAAUGUGUUCCAGUUGAGUUGCUGGCAUUGUUGAGAUAUGUAGUCAAAGCCGAACAAGAGGUACCAUCCAUAGGAAAGAGGGAACGGCUAAAAAUUACUUUCUUUUGGAUAAGGCAUCUCCACCUCCAUAUUCAGUAAACCGAGAAAGCAUAGGACACACAUAAUUGCAUCCUGUAUAUGCCUAAGAACAAUGCUUGAAAUCUCUGGCAUUGUAACAAAUCUAAGCAUGUAACAAACUGAGAGUCGAAUCUGACGGGAAACGUGCGUGUCCGAAAUAUAUUCCUGCCUACACCCAGGGAAGGUUGGUGACAAAUGUGUCCAGUACUCGAAUUGUGCCCAGUACUGGGCCGAGUACUGUUUCGAUAGCUCAGACUUUCCUUCCCAAAGUCAUUUUGAAUAUGUUGUUUAUGCUGGCGUUAAGUUAUCGACUCUUCAUAAAACGAUAACAGUAAGAGGAGUCAUCUUUUACAUCAGUGUCAGAGUCACUAUGUACCGAAACCUAUCCGAGCCAUUACUUUUAGCACCAGUUGGGAUUAGUGAAUGUGGUAUAUGUUGUGACAGUAGCAUCCCCAGUAGAAUUUGUACAUGGUUCGGUGGCCCACAAUCGAAACUCUUCAAUGUGGUAUGUGACAGACAACGGUCGUUUUACCAUCAUCACUAGUUGUUGUGGUAGUGGAAGGCACCUUGCAGGUACAUGGCAAGGUGAUGGUGGUGACAUAUAUUUCCGUGACAACAGGUCCUGUGGUAGGCGUUAUAGAACCAGUCCAAUAAGUGGUGAUGGUGAGGACACUUGUAGAAGGUGCUGGGAUAGAGGGUGCUAGACUUAAAGGAGAAGCAACACUGGAAGGUGCCCCUGUUGAAGACGGAGUGUUGGAAGAUGAAAUUGAAGUAUUUGAAUUCAACCAGAAAGACAGGCUUGACGAGGUAGUGCUACCAGGUGGUGUAGUGGAUGAAAUAAUGGUGGUCGUAGUUCUUAGUAUAUCCUUAGUGAUAGUUGCAUCCCUCUGAACCUGUUACCGUAAAAUAUUCAGCAACUAUUCCGGUCCAUAUAAUGAUGGUGGUAGUUAAAAAAGGACAUAAUAUGCCAUCAGCGGUUGAGCUAUACUAGUCAAUAUCGUCUGUUGGUUCGUUUCAUCUGGGUAAGCAACAAAUAUUGUCAAAUUGCAGUUGUCAAAACAUCAAGGUCAUAAUGAAACAUGUUUCUUUUGUAGCUUGCCGGGGUAUCUUUAAAGAAUGCUUGAAAUACUAUUAUGAUAUAUGAACAGGUAUAUUCUCUUUUACCAGGACCCCUAAACUAUUCCUAUUUCUUCGGCUAUUGCAUCUCUACUCCCUU